This is a messenger RNA of Homalodisca vitripennis (glassy-winged sharpshooter), 1517 nucleotides long. RefSeq lists its product as uncharacterized. Lineage: Eukaryota; Metazoa; Arthropoda; Insecta; Hemiptera; Cicadellidae. Bases 188 to 676 code for a protein of 162 amino acids. The transcript has 6 exons. The record is from RefSeq and is a predicted model, not a curated record.
GUCCGCCAGUCCACUCGCCAGUCUAGUCUGUCGGUUGCAGUCGUCGAGAUAGGAGCGUAAUUUGUUCAACAUCAGCGGACUCUGUGAUUGCCCCUAAUUUCUGUUCUAAUUGUCGUGUAGUGAUUAAUUGGAUAAAAGUGCCUUCGUAAUAUUUUCAGUGUAGAAGAAACCUAUUGGCAUUGUAAAAAUGUCUAUCCCCCAACUAGAUUCAUGUUGCUGCGGUUGCAGCUUGAAGACAGGCUCAAAGAUCAUUGGUUGGAUAUCCAUGAUAGCCAACAUUGUCUCAGUGAUAACGUUUGGAUUGGCUCUUGCAGGCCUUUACUACAUCCAAGAACAUCCUGAUAAAGUUGCUCCUGAAAAUAAAGCGAUACUUGAUAACUUACCCACAUUGAAAGCUGUUGCCAUUAUGAUGAUAAUUACUCAUAUCAUUGGCUGCAUUUUGUCUUUGAUUCUUCUCAUGGGAGUAUAUCAGCAAAAAGCCAAGCUGGUGCUGACAUGGGUGCUGAUCGCUUUGACUUGUGCUCUCAUUGAACAACUCGUCAACUUAAUUCAGUUGUUCACUGUAUACCAGGCUGCGAAUAUUGGAAACAUAAUUUGGUUUUUGCUUGACCUUUACUUCAUCCUGGUUGUAUACAGUUUUUACCGUGAGAUCCAGAAUGUCGGCAACUAUGCUUAGACAACUCUCUGCCAUAUUUUUAAGGUUACUUAAAGUUUCCACUUACAAAUGAUUUUUAUUGUGUAUCUAAUCUGUGUUACUGUUAAGUUGUUCAGUUAUGGUUAAGAAAAUUAGUUUAUUUUACAUUUAUUAGAGGUAUGAUCUGUUUAUGAAUCUUGCUCUUAAGCCAAAUGCUAUGCUCUAAGUUCUGGUAAGCUUUUUGUGUUUUAGGGAAUUCUUGACAAGUGUGUAUGUUUCUGUUAGUUUCCUUAUUUUAAUAUUACCUCACCACAAGUAUAACAUAUGUUAUAGUAAAUUAGAAAUAGUAAAAUAAAAAACCAAAGUUAUACUAGCAGAGAUAUAAGAUAAACAAAGUGGCUACAUGUAAGCAAAUUUAACAAGGUAAAUAGCAGGUUUUAUAAUUGGACCCAAAAUAAUCAAUCAGACUGUCUCCUUUUUAAAUGCUGAGAGUAGCACUGAUCAUAUAAGCUGUGUGGAAUUAUAUUCUAGAUAACAAACUAAUUAAAUACUGAAGUAAAUGAAAAUAGUUAUGCAAAAAAAAUAGAUUGCACACAAUUUAUUUUUUAGUCUACUGUUUAUUGAUAUCCUCUGUAAUAUCACCAAGUGAAAGACACUAUUUUACCAAUAGCUUAAGUUUAACAUUUCAUUUAGGUACAUACCAUAAGUUUCAAUACUGUGAAUUACUUAGUAUGUAUAAUUAACAAUGAUUGUCAGUAAAACCGUCAUUCUUAAUAGUGACAGUCACAUUGAUCAUCUAGGCUCUCAAUCAGAGUGAUUAAUUUUAAUAUCAUCAUUCCUCACCAGACUUAAAUAUUCAAUAAAUUAGGAACGUUUUUCUGGA